AUGAGCCACAAAAAAGGAAGACAAGGCAGCAACUCUGGAGCGCGCCAAAAUUCCGAUACGCCGCAACGGAACCGUACGAAGUGCCGCUCCGAUGCCCCCAAGAGACAACGCAGUCGGUCUGGAGAAAGUGUACAAGGAAAAAGUCCACUGCAGGAGAGGGAAACGAGAAUUCAGCCGAGGAGGGACCGCACGUACGGGACUGAAAAUGGCCAAGAGAGCACUGCGGUACAAGGAAAUUCCACAGAUGUUCCAACGCUUUUUGUAUCUGCUGCUGGUAAACCCAUAACUGUAUCAGAGUCGUCACUGCAAGUAGCAAGGGCACGAAUGAAUACUGAAAAUGGCCAGGAGAGCACUGCGGUACAAGGAAAUUCCACAGAUGUUCCAACGCUUUUUGUAUCUGCUGCUGGUAAACCCAUAACUGUAUCAGAGUCGUCACUGCAAGUAGCAAGGGCACGAAUGAAUACUGAAAAUGGCCAGGAGAGCACUGCGGUACAAGGAAAUUCCACAGAUGUUCCAACGCUUUUUGUAUCUGCCGCUGGUAAACCCAUAACUGUAUCAGAGUCGUCACUGCAAGUAGCAAGGGCACGAAUGAAUACUGAAAAUGGCCAAGAGAGCACUGCGGUACAAGGAAAUUCCACAGAUGUUCCAACGCUUUUUGUAUCUGCUGCUGGUAAGCCCAUAACUGUAUCAGAGUCGUCACUGCAAGUAGCAAGGGCACGAAUGAAUACUGAAAAUGGCCAAGAGAGCACUGCGGUACAAGGAAAUUCCACAGAUGUUCCAACGCUUUUUGUAUCUGCCGCUGGUAAACCCAUAACUGUAUCAGAGUCGUCACUGCAAGUAGCAAGGGCACGAAUGAAUACUGAAAAUGGCCAAGAGAGCACUGCGGUACAAGGAAAUUCCACAGAUGUUCCAACGCUUUUUGUAUCUGCCGCUGGUAAACCCAUAACUGUAUCAGAGUCGUCACUGCAAGUAGCAAGGGCACGAAUGAAUACUGAAAAUGGCCAGGAGAGCACUGCGGUACAAGGAAAUUCCACAGAUGUUCCAACGCUUUUUGUAUCUGCUGCUGGUAAACCCAUAACUGUAUCAGAGUCGUCACUGCAAGUAGCAAGGGCACGAAUGAAUACUGAAAAUGGCCAGGAGAGCACUGCGGUACAAGGAAAUUCCACAGAUGUUCCAACGCUUUUUGUAUCUGCUGCUGGUAAACCCAUAACUGUAUCAGAGUCGUCACUGCAAGUAGCAAGGGCACGAAUGAAUACUGAAAAUGGCCAAGAGAGCACUGCGGUACAAGGAAAUUCCACAGAUGUUCCAACGCUUUUUGUAUCUGCCGCUGGUAAACCCAUAACUGUAUCAGAGUCGUCACUGCAAGUAGCAAGGGCACGAAUGAAUACUGAAAAUGGCCAAGAGAGCACUGCGGUACAAGGAAAUUCCACAGAUGUUCCAACGCUUUUUGUAUCUGCCGCUGGUAAACCCAUAACUGUAUCAGAGUCGUCACUGCAAGUAGCAAGGGCACGAAUGAAUACUGAAAAUGGCCAAGAGAGCACUGCGGUACAAGGAAAUUCCACAGAUGUUCCAACGCUUUUUGUAUCUGCUGCUGGUAAACCCAUAACUGUAUCAGAGUCGUCACUGCAAGUAGCAAGGGCACGAAUGAAUACUGAAAAUGGCCAGGAGAGCACUGCGGUACAAGGAAAUUCCACAGAUGUUCCAACGCUUUUUGUAUCUGCUGCUGGUAAACCCAUAACUGUAUCAGAGUCGUCACUGCAAGUAGCAAGGGCACGAAUGAAUACUGAAAAUGGCCAAGAGAGCACUGCGGUACAAGGAAAUUCCACAGAUGUUCCAACGCUUUUUGUAUCUGCCGCUGGUAAACCCAUAACUGUAUCAGAGUCGUCACUGCAAGUAGCAAGGGCACGAAUGAAUACUGAAAAUGGCCAAGAGAGCACUGCGGUACAAGGAAAUUCCACAGAUGUUCCAACGCUUUUUGUAUCUGCCGCUGGUAAACCCAUAACUGUAUCAGAGUCGUCACUGCAAGUAGCAAGGGCACGAAUGAAUACUGAAAAUGGCCAAGAGAGCACUGCGGUACAAGGAAAUUCCACAGAUGUUCCAACGCUUUUUGUAUCUGCCGCUGGUAAAACCGUAACUGUAUCAGAGUCGUCACUGCAAGUAGCAAGUGCGAACGCAGCUUCAUCUGCUAAACCCAUUUCGGGAGCAGGUGCCUCCUUGUCGAAGAGGACGCCACGUACACACCGUAAAUCAGCAUCAUCAUCGCCAUUGUCAUCAUCCAAGCUAGCAAGAAAGCCGUUUGUGGUUCCUUUUGCUAAGAAUAAAGGAGCGGUUGCGAAAGGAGUAGGGGAAGCGGUGCCAUCGGCGUCCCACAUGCCGAGUUCAGAGGGUGAGGGGUCGGAAGUAGGUCGAACCCCCCGACAUCUUUCGUUUGACAUUUUCACGUUUCGCUCAUUAUCGAUGACGGUACCUCCCUCAAUUGACGAGAUUGUGCGAGGAAACUUUUUGUUUAAGCAAUUUGGGUGUUCACCUGAACUUCUGAAGUUACUGGAAAUACCAGCGGAGUGUGAGUUCAUACCAUCGGCAAAUUUUCGUAAGGCCAUGCUUACCUUGGGGGCUUCUCCACGGGGCUGCCCAGAUGCGUGGUGUCUUCAAAUGUUGACGUCCACGCUUCUGAAGUUGCGGGGACUCACAUUACACAUUGAUCCACCCCUUCCCGUGUUUUCUGUCGCACAUACUUUGCUUCACAUGUGUUUUAAAUAUAAUCACGAGUAUGUUGAGGGCAAACGGCCUGCUUUGCGUUUGAUUGCGGAAGGGGACGUUCAAGCAGCCUCACUGGUGGUAGUCUGGGUAGUGUCGGUAUCUUUUGAGGAGCGCCUUACUCCUCACACCUGCACGGCAGUGGUUUCCGAUGGGUUUUACCACGUUAAAGUGUCUCUUGAUAUUCCAUUAACGAACUUAGUUCGUAAUGGAACCCUGCGGUGUGGUCAGAAGAUUGUUACUUGCGGUGCGAGGAUGCUGAGGAGAGACUGUUGUUCUCCACUAGAAUGCAAAGAUGAAGUGCUCCUCUCCAUUAACUACAACUGCACACAACCUGUGGGACCUUCCUCACCUCUAGGUCUCUAUCAUACUUGUUUGCCGACACUGCUGCCUUCCGCUAUGGAUAUGCUUGGUGGUUUGGUACCUUGUUUGAAAGGGCGAGUGGAGCGCGUGCUUCCGCCCUUUUUCCUUGAGAAAACAUUUAAGGGUGCGCGAACUGGCGACACAAGAGGCAGCACAGGUGGUGCGUUGAAAAUUGUGAGGAGUUUAUUGGCGCAGCUAAGUUUCCAGGAAUGUAUGGCACGCGGAGCUGUUGCUCCGUUUGAAGGAAAAAGUGACCGACAACUUUCACGUCUGACAUCGUUUUUGUUGUCUUGUGAGCGACAGGGGGACGUCCUCUUGCAAAUAUGGGAUGAUUGCGGUGCCAACUGUCCGGCGGGGGAUUUGGAGGAACAUUCGUGUGAUUUUCCACCGGAGGGAGCUGAGAUUGUCGUUUUCUCCGUAACCCCUUCACGCUUCCGACCUGGUCACCCCUUCCAGCGGACGACAGUUUUGUACUCUCGGAGCCCUCUUCGGUAUAGCAUAGUCUCACCGCCGCGUAAGGGGUUUGUGAGGCAACCUUUGCGCUCAGCUGAAGAUGUGUCCCCAAAAACAGAGACAGGUGAUGCCAUCGAUUUUGCUGGCUUGUUCGUCGGCACCAAGAGUGUGGACACGGUCAACUCACAUAUUAUCGUGGCCUUAAAUGACGGAUGGAAACCUGGAUGUGUUCCGGCUUCCUACUUUAUGAUUGAUGUCCCACAUGCCACGGGCUCAAAAGAGAUUGUGCUUGCUUUGCCAUCAAUACCAUUCACACCUGUUAUUGUGCAGAAUGCUUCUUUUAUACGUUGCGCGGAGGACUUGGGACCCGAUUGCAUACACGUACUGGCGAAUGAGUACACGAAGGUUUACAGCCGUCCUGCUGAGCCGCUCCUUCGCGGUGUUGUUGAGUCACUUGGGAAAAUUCGUGGGAUGGCGAAGUCAAGUAGGCCUAUUAUUGCCCGUUCUGAGGAGCUGCUACGAAUGCGGACGUUGAGUGAGGAAGCUCGGGCCGAUAUAUGUCGACUGUCGAGAGAACUGGUUGGAGGGGAUGAGUUACCUAAUCCUGCAGCCACAGCGCAGCCGUCUCCACGGUAUCAAUUACGCCAGGAAGCAUCUACCCCUGUUGAGCAGAGUAUUACGGUUUCAGAAACAAGUGCAGCACGUACCUUAAGCAGUGAAGAAGAACAGGUAGAGGAUUUAAGGUCCUCGAAUGUCAAGGCUAGCCCACGGCGUCAUGUAUUUGGCAACAUUGUGGGAUUUCGGCUUCUCAAGUGCCAGGGCUCUGACAAACCCGAAUGCAUUGAGAUUUUGGGUGGCCGUCCCAGCACUCUCGUCUCUGGAAGUGGAAAGUUUGUAGUGUCCCCCUCGGACUUUUCUCAGAGCCUUGUGUACUUUGAGGCUGAUAUUCAAUUUGGUGCCACCGCAAAACAAUGCGCUCAAACCAAGGUAAGAUCUCCUUCCGUGCUUCAUUCAUUAUUGGAGCAGUGUAUUCCAUUGAAACGAGCAUGCGCCUUAACAGUGGACGAGAUUUUUGCGGAUUAUUACUUGGCUCGCAUUAAACAAUUAGAAGAUUGGCAGACACCUCACGAAGAGUGCUGGUGGCGGCUUCUCACUCAAUCGCACGUGGUGGAAAUUACCUCCGAUGUCUCAGGGACCCCACCGGAGGAGUUGGUCGGUUUGCAAUGGCUCUCUAAUGAAUGGAAGAUGUUGCUCAAUAUUCUUUCUGGCUCCUUGAAGCAUUGCCUGUUCAUGUUCAGUGUAGAGGGAAGUGAAAUGGUUCGUGCUACUUUCAUCAAGGAACAGUGUAGCGUCGCUGAUCUUAUGCGAGAAUAG
Trypanosoma brucei brucei TREU927 is the source of this 4947-nucleotide messenger RNA. RefSeq lists its product as hypothetical. The transcript has a single exon. The coding region runs from base 1 to 4947 and encodes 1648 amino acids. The record is from RefSeq and is a predicted model, not a curated record. Gene Ontology annotation, biological process: double-strand break repair via homologous recombination; regulation of DNA-templated transcription. NCBI's taxonomy places the organism in Eukaryota, Euglenozoa, Kinetoplastea, Trypanosomatida, Trypanosomatidae.